This is a messenger RNA of Venustampulla echinocandica, 2142 nucleotides long. RefSeq lists its product as uncharacterized. Gene Ontology annotation, biological process: transmembrane transport; fungal-type cell wall biogenesis. The coding region runs from base 1 to 2142 and encodes 713 amino acids. The transcript is spliced from 5 exons. The record is from RefSeq and is a predicted model, not a curated record. Lineage: Eukaryota; Fungi; Ascomycota; Leotiomycetes; Helotiales; Pleuroascaceae.
AUGUUACAACAGAUUUCCUCGUUGUCGGCCUUUUCCUUGCUGUUACUCGGGACCCUGCCGGCCAGAGUUCUCGCAGACCAGAUCCUUCAGACCACCGGCUUCAGCACGUGUCUAGAGGGAUCAAGUAUCGAAGUCAAGAGUGCUGACGUCAAAUACAAUGCCGACAAGAAGCAAGUGACGUUCGAUGUCUCUGGCAUCAGCAAGACAUCCAUCAAUGUCACUGCCCAAUUAAACGUCACAGCAUACGGUAAUAAUGUAUACCACAAUAGCUUCAACCCGUGCGAAGCAAGCACAUACGUAGCACAGCUAUGCCCAGUACCUUCCGGUUCCUUCUCCGCCUCCGGAGUCCAGGCGAUCCCCCCCGAAUAUGCGUCCAUGAUCCCCUCGAUCGCCUUCUCCGUUCCAGAUAUCGCCGCCCAGGCAACACUCGAAUUGAAGGCCCUCGAUACCGGGAAGAACGUAGCCUGUGUGACAUCGCAAGUGUCUAAUGGCAAGAGCGUGAACACGCCGGCAGUCUCGUACAUCGCGGCCGGUAUUGCUGGAGCAGCUUUCCUCGUCACGGGGGCUUCCGCUCUAGGCGCUGCUGCGUCUGGAGGAAAUACGGGGGGCUCGGGAACCAUGAGCCCUUCAUUCACAGAGGUCUUCGGUGUUUUCCAGGGCUUUGCCAUGAAUGGUAUGCUCUCGGUCAACUAUCCUCCCGUCUACAGGAGCUUCACCAAGAACUUCGCGUUCAGCACUGGUCUCAUCCCAUGGAAACAGAUGCAGGUCUCGAUCGAUAACUUCCGAUCGGUUACCGGCGGAAACUUGACGGAAGACAGUGUCGAAUUCCUUCAGAAUGCCACCCUCGUCUACGGCUCGAAUGGCAAUGCCAAGCGAUCGAUGAUGUUGAUGCUCAGAGAUAUCUCCACAAGCGCUAACACGACUACUAACCCUGAGCCUACGGGUUCGACGUCCUCGAUUCAGUCCACAGUAUCCGGGAUUAAGGCUUAUGCUGAGCAACUGAGUGUGCCGCAAUCAAACACCUUUAUGACGGUGUUGCUGAUCGCUGCUUGCGUCAUUGCUGUUAUUGUUGUCGGUAUCCUGCUGUUCAAGGUCAUUUUGGAGACCUGGGCACUAUUCGCAUCGUUCCCUCAGAAACUCACUGGAUUCCGAGAGCAUUACUGGGGUACUAUGGCCCGCACCAUUGUCCAAUUGAUCCUGGUGUUGUAUGGUAUCUGGACUCUGUACUGCAUAUUCCAAUUUACCCAUGGAGACUCAUGGGCGGCCAAGCUCCUUGCUGGAGUCACCCUUGGGCUCUUUACGGGAGUGCUCGCUUUCUUCACCUUCAAGAUCUGGAACUGUGCACGACGUCUAAAGCAAUUUGACGGCGAUGCAUCUGGACUGUACGAGAAGAAGGAGAACUGGCUCAAAUACAGCAUCUUCUAUGAUAGCUACAAGAAGGAUUUCUGGUGGCUGUUUGUCCCGGUUAUCUUCUACAUGUUCGCCAAGGGAUGUGUUCUCGCAGCAGCUGAUGGACAUGGACUCACUCAAUCCAUUGCCCAGUUAAUUAUCGAAGCCUUGAUGCUGGCGCUGCUGGUCUGGAACCGACCCUUUGAGAGAAAAUCCGGAAAUGUGAUCAACAUCUUCAUCCAAGUCGUCCGAGUGCUUUCAGUCAUUUGCAUUCUUGUUUUUGUCGAGGAGCUUGGAAUUGCUCAAACGACCCAGACCGUCACCGGCGUUGUCCUUAUUGCCGUUCAAUCUGUCCUGACUGGCGUGCUUGGCAUACUAAUUGUUGUCAACGCUCUUAUCAUGAUGUGCAAGGAGAACCCUCACCGCAAGAGACGCAAGGAAGCUGAAAAACGCAACCGUGACCUCGACAACCUCACUCCUCUGGAUGCGCGAAACAGCCUCUUAAUGGAUCCUACUGAUCGUCCAAUGAACACUUCCUAUACCAACGACCAGAAGCUACCAUUAGUGGCGAACAGCGAUACCUCAAUGAGGGAAGCCGCAAACCCAUACGCACCCACUCAACACCGCUACCUCAACUCCACCUCAAGUCGAGAGGGCCUCGUCCGCGGAGCGGAGCCAUUUGGUGAUGCCCCACAGCACCCUACGCUUCCAAACGUCCAAGGGCCCGGGGGAUACCGAGGUCUUGCAUAUUAG